Molecule: messenger RNA, 3645 nt
Organism: Amblyraja radiata (thorny skate)
Lineage: Eukaryota; Metazoa; Chordata; Chondrichthyes; Rajiformes; Rajidae
Product: endothelin receptor type B
Exons: 8
Coding region: 350-1666 (438 amino acids)
Biological process (GO): enteric nervous system development; regulation of blood pressure; endothelin receptor signaling pathway
Cellular component (GO): plasma membrane
Molecular function (GO): endothelin receptor activity
Source: RefSeq, a predicted model, not a curated record
GCCGCUCGCUGACUGGGAUCCGAGAGCGGAUGAUGCUGGGCUGACCCAGCAGGCGGGCUGUUUUGUGAUUGAUGGAGACUGUGAUAAAGACCGCGAGAUUCAGCGCGCAAGAGUUAAACCGAGCAAGCUUCGCCCGUUCGCUCAGACCAAGAGCCGGACUGAGACAGAAAAAGUACUCAAAACAUAGUGUGCGACAUCCGAUCACCAAUCUACUGCAAGCAUUGACACAGGGACACACACAUAAACCAGGCAACUUUAUUGGGGAGAUCUAUCUCCUCCUCUCCGUUAUAAUUUCUCAGCGAGAACCUCUCCGCGUCCCCAGUUAUUGGGACUGGUCGUCAGAGUGAGGAUGGUCCAUUGUGCAGCUCUCGUCGGACUGUUGGUCCUGACCCUCGGGGAGACCUCCAUCCGCGCCGUUCGGGGCCAAGAAGUCCAGACCGUGCCUCAACAUGGGACAAAGGUGGGAGCCACAGAUGGAGACGCGAUCUCACCCACUCCACUGUGGGGAGCCGUAAACUUCAACCAGGACACCCUCAACGCAAGCAUCCAGAAUGUGAACGGGACCCGGGGCAGGCUGCGUCCGAUGUGCAAGCGGCCACCAGAGAUCAAGGACACCUUCAAGUACAUCAACACCAUCGUCUCCUGUAUGGUCUUCGUGGUCGGGAUCAUCGGCAACUCCACGCUGCUGAGAAUCAUUUACAAAAACAAGUACAUGAGGAACGGACCUAACAUCCUGAUAGCCAGCCUGGCUCUGGGGGACUUGCUCCACAUUGUCAUCGAUAUCCCCAUCACGGUGUACAAGCUCCACGCUGAAGAUUGGCCUUUUGGGGUGGAAAUAUGUAAACUGCUGCCUUUUAUGCAGAAAGCAUCAGUUGGCAUCACUGUUCUCAGUCUCUGUGCACUCAGCAUAGACAGGUAUCGAGCGGUGGCGUCUUGGAGUCGUAUUCAAGGGAUCAGAGUUCCCAUGUGGACUGUUAUUGAAAUUAUACUCAUCUGGGUAGUGUCGAUAAUUUUGGCAGUUCCUGAAUCCAUAGCCUUUGAUCUGGUAAACAUGAAUUAUCGAGGAGAAGCGUACAGUGUCUGCAUGCUUCAUCCCACACAGAAAAAUAAGUUUAUGCAGUUCUACAAGGUAGCAAAAGACUGGUGGCUGUUUGCCUUUUAUUUCUGCAUGCCUCUAGCAUGCACAGCAUUGUUUUACUCUUUAAUGACUUGCGAGAUGUUACGGAAGAAAAGUGGGAUGCAGAUUGCUCUGAAUGAUCACCUGAAACAGAGACGGGAGGUGGCAAAGACAGUGUUCUGCCUAGUGCUUCUUUUUGCCCUCUGUUGGCUUCCACUACAUCUUAGCAGGAUUUUAAUGAAGAUUUUAUACAAUGAAAAUGAUCCCAACAGAUGUGAACUAUUAAGUUUCCUCCUGGUGAUGAACUACAUUGGCAUCAAUAUGGCUUCCCUCAAUUCCUGCAUCAAUCCUAUUGCACUCUACUUUGUCAGCAAGAGAUUCAAGAACUGCUUUCAGUCCUGCCUCUGCUGCUGGUUCCAGAGGAAGACAAUGAUGCACGUGUUGCCCUUGGAUGAGAAGCAAUCCUGCAUCAAAUGGAAGCCAAAUGGCAUCGAUCACGGACUGGACCACAGCAAUUCACGUUCCAGUAAUAAAUAUAGUUCAUCAUAAUUCACAUUCCAUGCAACCAUCUCAAGGAAGAAUGCUGAUUCUUCCUGAUACUGUGCAGAAAAGUGUUAUCAAGGAAAGAAAAACAUCCACAUUGCAAAUUGUAUUCCCUCUCCAACAAUAUGGCUGAUAUGGAUAUGCAUUCCAAAUACAUGUUUUGUUUAAGGAACUGCCAUCUGGAAUAUCACUCAUGAUUAUUAAGCAUUCGCUGCAACUUGAGAAGCAUCCAAAUUAGGAAUAACGUUUGAACAGACCCAUUGACUGGGGAAACCAUUGUUGGGGCACUUGAAGGGUCUGACUCUGCACUUUCAAGUCACCAAAAUACACUUGGUUCUUAAUUGAAUCCACUUCAAAACAUAUUACUGAUCAAUGAGCCUGAGAUGACAAGCUUUCAAUUAAUAAAUGUUACAUGUGCGGAAAUGGCUUGCAGUGUAUGGCUUGCAACUCAUAGGUUAUACCAGAUAGAAAAGAGAUUCUCAAAUUUUCAAAUAUAAUGCUUUAAAGUGGACCUUGGGCCAGACCCAUGCCCUUUGCACUUUAUCUGCAUCUUAGUCAUAUAACUGGUGUAGGUGAUAAAGAAAUGCUGUUACACCUCCACUGGUGUACAUCAUUCUUAAAGAGGCAUAUGAUCUUAUUAAUUUGAAUAGCAAACAUUUUAACUCACAUUCUCAACCAAUAAAAUAUUCACAAUUGUUCAACACCUGUAAUGUGUGUAUUUUAUUCCAUGGUAAGAUUCUGUAAUGAUGAUAUUAAUGCAAUGUCCUGCUUGAGCAGAUAUAGAUUGAGUUGUUUUCUUGGAUGAGUAAGCUAUUGUUUGCCCAUCCUUAUUUAGUGAUAAACUAUUUGGUAGUAGGAUGGAAAUUCACCAUUUAUAGAGAAAUUGUAAAUGAGAAUAUAACAGUGUUUUAGAUUUCACAAUGAAUAGCAAAGGAAAAUUGCCACUGAGUUGCCUUUCAAUAUUUCCACUUAACUUUAUCUCCUUAUAACGCCACGUUAUUUUUGUAUUUACAAUUAUUGUGACCAUUUCAUCACAAACAAGCUUGAAACUAGAACUUCAUAAAGCUUCAUUUACAUUCACAAUGUUUAAGAAGGAACUGCAGAUUCUGGAAAAUCGAAGGUAGACAAAAAUGCUGGAGAAACCCAGCGGGUGAGGCAGCAUCUAUGGAGCGAAGGAAAUAAUUUUAUAUAUAUUUUUACGUUCGGGGGGGAGAGGUUAGAGUGAGAAAGGGGGGUGGAGACGUUGUGGCGGUUGAUGUCAUUCACAAUGUCAUAUUGUCAGCAAAUUGGAACACAACUUAUUGUAUCUGUUGAAAGGAACUGCAAGAUACUGGUUCACACCAAAGAUAGACACAAAAUGCUGGAGUAACUCAGUGGGACAAAUUGCUGGAGUAACUCAGCGGGAGUUCUGUAACCUUUUGGCUAGAAGGUCCAGAGAUGCUGCCUGUCUCGCUGUUACUCCAGCAUUUUGUGUCGAUCUUAUUGUAUUGUAUGUGUUUUUAGAAUGUGCAUUUAAUUCAUAAGUUUUGCAGUAUUGUUUUGUUAAAAUAUCAAAUGUAUAUUUUUUACAAAAAGUCAUUUCAAAAUACAAAAUGAUUAAACAUUGGCACCAGUGUUAUGAUGAAAACCUAGGUACCUUCCAUAUUUCUUGUACAUAUAGUUUAUAUGGCACUCCAUGUUUUCCUUGAUUAAUUUGGCUACAGUGCAGUUCUGAACAUAAAUUGCCUUGGCCACGGUUUGUGAGUUCUGGCAACUAUUUCUGUUUUAUAUAUAUAAAUAUAUAUAAAUGUUAAAAUCAGAUAUGUAAUAAAACAAAUGAAUGCUCCAGAUUCAAAUGUUACAGUGUUUUAAUUCUAUCCUGUAUACGUCUUAUAAUCAAUUCCUGUUUAUUGCACAGUUGCAUUUUCUUUCUUAUGCAUUUAAUGCAAUUUAAAUGUGAAUGUUAUUACAAAAUAUUACAAAAUAAAUUACAAUUGAUCCGUUAA